GGAUUUCCGGGGUGGUGGACCAACUAGAGCGGCGCACCGUCAACAUGGCGGCUGGGCUGCGGAAACGCAGCCGGGCGGGUUCCGCGGCCCAGCCGGCGGGAGUCUGCGGACAGUGGCUACAACGCGCCUGGCAAGAGCGGCGCUUAUUGCUUUGGGAGCCGCGCUACACGCUGCGGGUGGCCUCCUGCCUCUGCCUGGCAGAGGUGGGCAUCACCUUCUGGGUCAUUCACAGGGUAGCAUACACAGAGAUUGACUGGAAGGCCUACAUGGCCCAGGUGGAAGGCGUCAUCAAUGGCACAUAUGACUAUACACAACUGCAGGGUGACACUGGACCUCUUGUCUACCCAGCUGGCUUCGUGUACAUCUUUAUGGGACUCUACUAUGCCACUGGCCAGGGCACUGAUAUCCGCAUGGCACAGAAUAUCUUUGCUGUGCUUUACCUGGUGACUUUGCUACUCGUUUUCUUAAUCUACCACCAGACUUGUAAGGUACCUCCCUUCGUCUUUUUCUUCAUGUGCUGCGCUUCUUACCGGGUCCACUCCAUCUUCGUGCUGCGGCUCUUCAAUGACCCAGUGGCCAUGGCGCUGCUUUUCCUCAGUAUCAACCUCUUCCUGGCCCAGCGCUGGGGCUGGGGCUGCUGCUGUUUCAGCCUGGCGGUCUCCGUGAAGAUGAAUGUGCUACUCUUCGCCCCUGGUUUACUGUUCCUUCUCCUUACGCAGUUUGGUUUCCGUGGUGCCCUCCCCAAGCUGGGCAUCUGUGCUGUCCUUCAGGUGGUGCUGGGGCUCCCUUUCCUGCUGGAGAACCCCAUUGGCUAUCUAUCCCGCUCCUUUGAUCUUGGCCGCCAGUUUCUCUUCCGCUGGACAGUAAACUGGCGCUUCCUCCCUGAGGCCCUAUUCCUGCAUAGAGCUUUCCACCUGGCCCUGUUGGCUGCCCACCUCACCCUGCUCUUGCUGUUUGCCCUCUGCAGAUGGCACAGAUUGUUUCUACCCUCUUCACCUCCAACUUCAUUGGUGUCUGCUUCAGCCGCUCUCUCCACUACCAAUUCUAUGUCUGGUAUUUCCACACACUGCCCUACCUCCUGUGGGCCAUGCCUGCACACUGGCUCACACACCUGCUCAGGUUGCUGGUGCUGGGGCUCAUCGAGCUCUCCUGGAAUACAUACCCAUCUACAUCCUGCAGCUCUGCUGCCCUGCACAUAUGCCAUGCUGUCAUCCUGCUGCAGCUCUGGCUGGGCCCGCAGCCUUUCCCCAAGAACAUCCAGCACAUCAAGAAAGCCCACUGAAAUCUACCCCUUUCCUUCCAGUCCACUCUCAGGACCCUGGUGGAAUGGACUCUGUGCCCUUUCAAAUAAACCUUUCCAAGUCAACUUCUGUGCAGCCUACAUGGAGAUAGGAGUAGCUAGUGCCUGGACCAGGCUGUGAGGGGUAUGUACCCAGCAGAUAAAGAGCUUACUCAGGCAGUCCUAAGAGGCACUUUAUUGCAUAGGAUUUGGGGACUGUGGCUCUCUCUCCUUCCCCUGUGCUACACAGAGGAAGGGGCACAAGGUGGGAGGAGAAGGAGAGAGCACUGGCAGGCACUUUUUGUGAAGGUAAGAGGAUUUCUAGGGAGGGAAUGAGAAGCAAUGGAGGACAGGCUGACACCAGCCUACCUCUUCCCAGCACCGAGCAGCCGGCCUGGGCGGCAGUGAAUUGAGUAUGUUGGGGACACCAGUCCCAGUGGAGGGCUGCCCUCACACAUUUGCUGGGCUGUAGCACAGCAGGUGCAGCUGCAGGUUCUGGUCCCAGUGGCGUAGCAGCAGGAAGAGUCCCCUGGCUGCAGCCUUGAGGGCGGCCAGGUCAAGACCAUCAGGCAGGUGCUGGGCCUGCAGCCAGCAAUCUGCCUUGGCUGCUGUCAGUUCCCAUUCACUAAAGGCAGCCGCACAGCGGUGCUCCAGCCACGCAAGUGCCACAGCUGUGGCCCAGGUGCGAUCUCGAAGAUCUGAGCCUCCUAUCCCUUCUGCUCCUUCCGAAGCCUCAGUAUCUGAACCCCGCCCACUGUCUGCCUGGCCUGGACCCUCUGAGCCUGAGCUGGGGGACGGGCUACAAGAGGCUGUGGCACUGUCACCCUGGCCAACACUAGGGCCCAGAAGUGCCCAGGGAGAUGAGGCAGAGGUGGGGCUGAGGCUGGCACGGUGCGCAGCAAAGGGUGAAGCACGACACAGGCGCUCCUGGGGAAUAUGCACAGCAGCACAGAAGGAUGCAUCCAGACGGAAGGAGCCUGGUGCUUCUUGUAGCCGCACCUGAGGAGAGAGGAGGUGGGGGGAGAAGUGAGCUGAGACAUCACUCUAGCUCUGGUGACACUACCCUCCACCUCCCGAGUCCUCACCAAGGGCAUGUAGUCGUGGUCGAUGCCUCCACUGUUGCCUCCAUUGGCCUGGCCAGCCUUGGGACUACAGAGUCUCCGUCGGCGGCUCAGACUGAGCCUCGAGGAAGGCUGAUAGGGCAGGUGGUGAGGACCUCCAGUGGGAGUUGUUGGCUCCCCCAAAGCUGACUUGGAGUUGUCAUUUUGGUCCAGGUCCCAGGUGCCUACCAGAGAGCCUCCCUGAAUUUUUGUGGUGGGGCCAGCCAGUGUCAACUGGUAGUCCCUCAGCCUUGAGCUACCCUUUCCCCACAUUUGGGCUAUACCUUUAGGGUGGGCUGAAGUGGGCAGAGAAGUUGCAUCUAGAUGGCCCUGAGAGACGUAAGUGCCUGGGGGUUCAGCCGAUUCUGCAGGGGCAUAGGAGACAGGAGUCAGGUUUGUCUGCACAGGUAGUUAGGUGAGAACUGUACCUAAGAGAUCACCAAGGGAGGACUCCUACCUGAGCUCCGCACCUGCAGGACUCCGGGCAGGACCUCCCUAGUAGUAGCAUCCACAGCUACUGGGCAGGUGAAACAGGAGGGAGCACAGCUGACCUUGCUUGUCUGAAGGGCUCGAAGCCAGGACCUUCGGGCGUGGCCUGUGAAUCCAAGGAGCAGCAUGCUGAAUUCCCACCCUCUACAGAGGGCUACAUAGAAAAACCAUGUUCCCCACAUCUUCUCCCUCUGUCUACUUUUAAACAGAGUAGUAAAGUGCCCUUCUCAGGCCUAGAACCAGCUAUGACAAGCAGAGCUAGAAACCCCUAGCUACCCAGAAACUCAACAGUCUAGACACCACCAAAGGAACAUUGCUGGGUACUCUUUCCUCCACUCAUUACACAGUGUCCAAAAGAACUUUUCUGAGGGAAUGGAAAUUUUCUGUCUGCACUAUCCAAUAUGGUAGCCACUCGUCACAUGUGACUUCCAAGCACUUCAAGUGUGGCUGGUGCAAUCAAGGAACUAGAAUUUUAACUAAUUGUAAUAGUCAUUUUCAGAAUGACAAAGAUUUGUUUCUGUGUUGCAGGCACUGAUAAUUAUUACAAAAUCAUAUUUUCCUCUGUAUUGGCAGCUAGGAAGCUUAUCAGGCUUGAGUCCCAUGCUUUUAUGGAUAUACAACUUCAUGGUAUACAUUGUUAAUAUAACCUAAUUCUUGGCUCCCUUUAUUUUCAUUUUUUCCCAUUGUCCUGCUUGAUUUCUAAUCUCAAGCCACCUGAAUCCUUUAUGAGCAAAGUGAGGAAAAGAGUGAUCUAACAGAGACAUACCUCUGCUGCUUUCUGUCCCAUGCCCUUAGGCUCCAACUGGGCCACUAGCAACUCACCCCGGUCAGCUGUGGUCUCAGCUCCUCGGAGCGCUAGCUGUUCAUUGUCUCGGACCACUGAGGCUGCUGUCAGUCGGUGAAGUGCUUGGUCCCAAGCAGCUUCUCUUACAGCAGUUGAUGGAGGCUUUGAGGCAUCCCCAGGUCCCCACAGUGUCUCUAGCCCAACACCCACCUCCCAGCACAUUGGUUGCUCCCCAUACAGGCCCCGGAUGACCACAUGGCAACGUGGAGCCUGGGGAGGCACUGGAACUGCUGGAGGGGUUGGUUCCCUAUUUGGGGGCACAGCUGUGAACAAGAAGGGUGGUUCCAUCAACAUGUCCCAGUCCAUGGGGGCUGGGGAGAGCAGGUUUCCUAGGGAGAAAAGAUGGCAGGGACAUUGGCAGUGUAGUGUCUUGGGCUCCAUGUCCCCAAGCCUCCUUUUUUUUAUAUAUAUAUAAAUUUAUUUUUUAUAAUAUUUAUUUUUUAGUUUUUUCAGCGGACACAACAUCUUUGUAUGUGGUGCUGAGGAUCGAACUCGGGCCGCACGCAUGCCAGACGAACGCGCUACCCCUUGAGCCACAUCCCCAGCCCUCCCCAAGUCUCCUUGAUAUUAGAGAACCCAGCUCCAUUUCCAGCCCUUACCUGAGUCGUCCAGGCCCUGCCCAAGCUGUUGGCCUGACUCAGGGCCUGGCACAUCUGGUACUGCACCCAGAGAAGGUUGCCGGGGUCGGCAAGGGACUGGGUUUGCCUGGCCUGGUGGAGAUGAGAGACUUCGGCCAGCCAGAGCUGCUCUAUGCCUACGGCCCAGCACCUCAGCACUCAGGGCUCCUGCCUGCAUGAGAGAGAUGUGGGGCCACUGGUCAGGGGCUGCAGAAUCCCCAGCCUUCAAAAAUACAUGGUGGGCUACAUGCCCCUUGUCAUCUCACUCUACUCCCUAUUGCCCACUUCAGGUUGUUGUUUAUCUGUUUUUGUUUAUAUCCCCUUCUUUGCCUAGUUAACUUCUUCUACUUAUUCCAGACAUGGCUUUUACUUUCCUGACUCCCUCUGACAGAAUUAGCCAUCCUAAUUUGGAGCCCCAAUAUUCAUCACUGAUUAUUGCAUGGUAUCGUCAUUAUAAAUUUAGCCAUUUAUCUAUCUAGACUUGAUAAACAUUGCAUAAUGUCUGGCACACAACAGGUGGUAAAUAAACGCUGGAUACAUGAUGGUUGAA
Messenger RNA from Ictidomys tridecemlineatus (thirteen-lined ground squirrel), 4879 nucleotides. Lineage: Eukaryota; Metazoa; Chordata; Mammalia; Rodentia; Sciuridae. The record is from RefSeq and is a predicted model, not a curated record.